GCUGCUUCUACCGUACAUUCAACCAACCAGCCCCACUACCGGUACGUUACUUUCACCCCCGUGAGGUUGGGCACUCGAGGAGAUAUGAGCACAAUAGAAGCGCUCUACAUCUUCGAUGAGCAUAACACACCGCUCCUCGAUCAUACAUAUAACGGCCGACCCCCAGCAUCCAGCACCCUUCUCCCGCUCUACCUCGCGCACCCCUCUCCACGACCCUCCCUCAUCUAUCUUCCAAACACGAACCCCUCGACGCUUCUGUACUCUAUAAUACAAGACCAACUUCUCUUCCUGUGCCCGUGCUCUACCGACACCGAACCCCUCCAGAUCCUCGAGUUCCUGCACCGCACCGCCGACGCCCUGGAAGACUUUCUCGGCGCUCCUCUGCUCGCGAGCAAAAUCGAAGCCAACUACGAUGUCGUGGCCCAGCUGCUCAAUGAGAUGGUCGAUGGCGGCGUCAUCAGCUGCACCGAACCGAAUGCGCUGAGAGAUGUUGUCGAGGCGCCCAACUUCAUCAAAAGCCUGCUCGGUGGAGUCGGUUUGCCCAGUUCAACACCAAGUAGUUUGACAGCUGGCAAUAGUGGUGGAUCAUUUUCUCUCGCGAGAGGCGCCAGUCCACGUUUAGGUCCCAGCGGAGGACCUGGUGGAGCUUCACAGGCUGCGAGUACUGUACCCUGGAGAAGAGCGAACGUACGGCACACGAGCAAUGAGAUGUAUGUGGAUAUAGUGGAGACGCUCAAUGUCACCUUGUCUCCUUCAGGAAGACCACUGGCCGCUAUCGCAAACGGCUCCAUUGCCUUCACUGCAAAGGUAUCUGGGGUCCCCGAUCUGAAUCUUCAACUCGGAUGCCCAGGAGGUCCGGCAAACACCAUCGCAUUACCAGUCUUUCACCCCUGUGUGCGACUCAACCGGUGGAAAGAUAGACCGGGAGACUUGAGCUUUGUGCCCCCAGACGGACGGUUUCUCCUCGCAGCAUACGAAGUCGAUCUACUAGGCCCAGCAGCUCUAGAAGCCUUCUCGACCACCACCACCCUAAAAUCCAGCCCAAAACUAAAUAUACCAGCAACCGUGAGCGUCCAAACCGCCCUCGGCCCCUCUGCAUCCGACUUCGAAGUAAAACUCCACUUAAAUCCGCGCUUCGCCGGCUCCAAAUCCUCCUCCGCCCUUUCCAACAGCGGACCAUCAAGUCGCGGAGGAGGCGGCCGCGGCCUUAGCGGCGCAGGUUUCGCAUCAUCAGCAACACAAGGCACAACCGCCGCCCCCACCGUCGAGUCCAUGACCGUUCACAUCCCGCUACCCGCCAGCGUCAAGAACGUAACCGACCUCCGCGUCUCCCGCAGCGCUGGCGAAGCCGGCUACGCCCCCGGCGACCGCGGCAUCGAGUGGCGCCUCACCUCCCGCGAGCUCAACGCCCUCAUGGCCAACGACCGCGGUAGCGGCACCUCGCUCGACGCUACCCUACGCGGGACCGUCGUCGGCGCCGACGCCGACGACUUGCAUGAUGCUGAGAAUGGCGGCGCAGGCGCGCUGUCUACGAAUACGUAUGAUUACGAUGACGAUGCUGCGGGCUCGUACCAAUCUUCUUCUUCCUCCAAUCACCCACGCGGAAGUAAACCUACUUCGAAACCGCCGAAUGUUGAGACCGAGCGGAAGAAAAUGAAGGUGCUGAUGCCGUCGUGCGCGACGGUGAGUUUCUCCGUCAAAGGGUGGCUGCCUAGUGGGAUCAAAGUCGAGAGCUUGGGCGUGGAUAUGAAGAGGAGUUCUGGGUUGGGGAGUGGAGUUACGCCGUACAAGGGCGUCAAGUAUCUUGGCGUUAGUAAGAAGGGGGUGGAAUGUAGAUGCUAG
Messenger RNA from Periconia digitata, 1842 nucleotides. The record is from the annotation of a GenBank genome assembly. Lineage: Eukaryota; Fungi; Ascomycota; Dothideomycetes; Pleosporales; Periconiaceae.